CGCCUCGCGCAACAGCCAUGCCGGACUCGACCUCAUUUGCCACAUUCGUCAAGCAGCAACGAGAAAAGAAGAAGAAUGAAGAGCUGGCACAAGAGUUCCUAGGGCGCGGGCGCAAAGCCAAUGCAUCGGGUGCCGGCGCGGCUGGCAAGGUUCGAGACACGUCAGAAAAGCCCACAUUACUGAGUCGCAUAAGCGGUGGCGCAGGAGUGCAGAAGCGCUCAUCUUCAGCAAAGCCAGCCGGAAGCAUCGAAGGGAAGUGGCAACACGACCUGCACAAGCUCAACAAUCCCAACGGUCCAGCAGCAAGGGCACGCGGCCCUGGACCUAAUCGCACCACCUCGGCAUCGCAAGUCGAGCGCAACAGCCGCACUUACGACAAAUUCGCGUCUGUUAUCAACCGCAGUACAAACCCAACGGCACGCAACAACGAGGCGCCAGGCUUCAACAUCCGAGGCGUCGCGAAAGGCGGCCCAUACACAGUCAUUGCAAGCAACUUUGCGCCUGGAACAACAGCUGCAGACAUCGAGGCUGUUAUGGCGCCACACGCGGGAGAGACGCUGGGCUGCAGGCUACUUACCGCUGCGCCUACGGUAAUGGUGGAGCUCCAGGUAGUGACAAAGGAGGGCGCCGACAAUGUCAUUGCGACUUUCAAUAAUCAAAAGGCCGACGGCAGAGUUCUGUACGUGUACCUGAAGGAGACACCCGCCAGCAACGCUAGCCUACACUCCCGGCCACCACCUGCUCGUUCUACCCAGCCCUUCGGAGACGAUAUGGACAUCGAUACGAAUGCUGGGGUACGCGGAAGCUACCAGGAUGGACGAUUUGGCUUCAGUGAAGGAGGCCGUAGAGAACCGCCCCGCGGACCACGAAGGCGUUACUAGGAGCCCAAGUAUUAGCAAAACCUUAAUGUACAAUACCCAUUUUA
Molecule: messenger RNA, 925 nt
Organism: Parastagonospora nodorum SN15
Lineage: Eukaryota; Fungi; Ascomycota; Dothideomycetes; Pleosporales; Phaeosphaeriaceae
Exons: 2
Coding region: 18-881 (287 amino acids)
Molecular function (GO): nucleic acid binding
Source: RefSeq, a predicted model, not a curated record